AUGAAUCCGGAGGAGCAGAAUGUCACCUGGCUCAUCUCUCUGGGGGUCCUCAACUCCCCCAAGAAGAACAUUUGUGACCCAGAGGACUUUCUAAAAUGCUCCCUGAAAGACGGGGUGGUGCUGUGCAAGCUGAUGAACCGAUUGCUGCCAGGCUCUGUAGAGAAGUUUUCAGCAGAACCGAAGAGUGAAGCCGAUUGCCUGGAAAAUAUCAGAGAGUUCCUGAGAGCAUGCAGCUCUCUCCGGGUUGAGCUGUUUGAUGCAAAUGACCUCUACACUGGUGAGAAUUUUCCUAAGAUCUUAAGCACUCUUUCUGCAAUUAACAGAGCUACUGAAGAACAGGCGUCGAAGAGGCCAUGUUCUCGAACCCCCUCUCAGUCGCAUAAUUUUGCUUCCUCAUCACAAAUAAAUCCUCAGGGAACAGACCGCUCAUCAAAAGUUCUAAGAAGACCGUCAAAACCUGUGGACAUGACCAGUAAUGGCAGCAGUCAUCUAAUUGUGAAAGCAAAGUUUGAUUUUAAGCAACAGAAUGAAGACGAACUCUCUUUUUGCAAAGGUGACACUCUCUAUGUCACCAGAGUGGAAGACGGAGGCUGGUGGGAAGGAGCAUUGAAUGGCAAGACGGGUUGGUUCCCCAGUAACUAUGUGAAAGAACUCAAACCGAACGAUAAACCACUUUCCCCAAAAGCACUGAAAGGGAGCGACAGCCCACAGCUAACCAAAAACUAUUACACUGUGGUAUUACAAAAUAUUCUGGAAACAGAGCGAAGCUACGCGAAAGAACUUCAGUUACUUAUAUCAACUUACCUCAGACCUCUUCAGUCAUAUGACAAGUUAAGUGCUGCGGAUAUCACAUUAUUGCUGGGAAAUUUUGAGGAGAUCUACACCUUUCAGCAGACACUUUGCCAGGCACUGGAAGAAUGUGCAAAGUUGCAUGAAAAUCAUCAGAAAGUUGGAGGUUGUUUUCUGUCUCUUUUUAAUCAGUUUAAGUGUUUAUACUUGACGUACUGUGCGAACCACCCCUCAGCUGUGAAUGUCCUCACCCAGCACAGUGAUGAACUGGAGAAGUUUAUGGAGGCUCAAGGAGCUGCCAGCCCAGGAAUUCUGCUGCUGACCACAAGCCUCAGCAAACCCUUCAUGAGACUGGAAAAAUAUGUCACUCUCCUUCAAGAACUGGAAAGACACAUGGAGGACGCUCAUGCGGGUCAUAAAGACGUGCUCAGAGUAACGUCAUCCUUCAAGACUCUUGUGGCACAGUGUCAGGACCUACGCAAGAGGAAGCAGCUGGAGUUGCAGAUACUUUCAGAACCCAUUCAAUGUUGGGAAGGAGAAGACAUUAAAUCUCUUGGAAACGUUGUUUAUAUGUCGCAAGUUAUGGUACAGUGUGCAGCAAAUGAGGAAAAAGAUGAGAGGUACUUUAUGCUGUUUCCAAGUGCACUUCUAAUGCUGUCUGCUAGUCCUCGAAUGAGUGGCUUCAUUUAUCAGGGGAAAUUACCACUAACUGGAAUGUCUGUAGUUAAGUUAGAGGAGAGCGACAGCAUCAGUCAUGCUUUUGAGAUUGCCGGACAUAUGAUAGAACGUAUUGUGGUCCAUUGCGGCAGUAGUCAGGACUGUCAAGAGUGGCUAGAUCAUCUCUACCGUCUAACUAAAACUCAUGCUUCACAUGCCUCUUUAUGUAAAACACCAUCGUGGGGAACUCAGUCUACUCCAGACAGGAAAAACCCCCCUCUGUCUCCACACUCCUAUUCAUUACUUCCCCGUGGACCGCUGGAACCUGCCAAAAUUUACAAAGCCUGGACCUUGAGUUGCCUGCGACCGGCUCCACCACUUCGACCGUCAGCGGCACUCAGCUAUAAAGAGGAUUCUAGCAAAAGCCCCAAAAAUGUCAAGAAGUUUCUUCCAAAACGAAAACCAGAACGAAAAGCUUCCGAUGAUGAAUCUGCUCUCAGGAAAAGCACAAUAGCAUUGGAAGAAGAUGCACAGAUUCUGAAAGUGAUUGAGGCUUAUUGCACAGGAGCUGGCUUCCAUCAAAACCUCAGCUCUGGUCCUCGAAAGGAUUCUACACCACAGGUUUUGCUCCUUGAGGAAGAAAGUCUCAUCAUUGAUGAUAUGAGGAGCAAUGGUCAAACCGCACCAGAAGAAAAAAGUCUUGUAGACACAGUCUAUGCAUUGCGAGAUGAGGUCAAGGAACUAAAACAGGAGAAUAAAAGAAUGAAGCAGAGUUUGGAUGAAGAGCAAAAGUCUAGAAAGGAGUUGGAAAAGAUGGUUCGGAAGAUUUUAAAGCAAACCAGUGAGACUGCACGUGACGAUCCAUCUCAUUAGUCUACAUUUAAUCUGGAAAUGUCAAGACAGGUAUCACAGAUACAGGUCAUAAAGACUACAUGUGCAGAACUUUGCAGAGCCUUUGGAUAUUUCACAUCGCUAUAUCAGAACUUUUUAGAAUUUGUGGGGGUUAGAAUGAGCCUUCAGUAUUUUUUUAUAUGCAUAUACGUCUAGCUCUGAUCAGAGGAAUUAUAGCACAUAUUAUAUAUCAGUUUUGAUAGAAAGGAAUGCGUACCUCCCUAGCUGUUUAUUUACUGCAGUCUUCACAUGUAUAUGAUCUAUCAUUGUUAUGACUUCACUGGAUUACUAAAACAAAUAGGGGAA
Nanorana parkeri is the source of this 2643-nucleotide messenger RNA. It is a transcript of the gene ARHGEF6, whose product is annotated as Rac/Cdc42 guanine nucleotide exchange factor 6. Gene Ontology annotation, biological process: intracellular signal transduction. Gene Ontology annotation, molecular function: guanyl-nucleotide exchange factor activity; protein binding. The coding region runs from base 1 to 2319 and encodes 772 amino acids. NCBI's taxonomy places the organism in Eukaryota, Metazoa, Chordata, Amphibia, Anura, Dicroglossidae. The transcript has 21 exons. The record is from RefSeq and is a predicted model, not a curated record.